Messenger RNA from Scedosporium apiospermum, 906 nucleotides. RefSeq lists its product as uncharacterized. The transcript has 2 exons. Gene Ontology annotation, cellular component: U2-type spliceosomal complex. The coding region runs from base 1 to 906 and encodes 301 amino acids. NCBI's taxonomy places the organism in Eukaryota, Fungi, Ascomycota, Sordariomycetes, Microascales, Microascaceae. The record is from RefSeq and is a predicted model, not a curated record. Gene Ontology annotation, biological process: snoRNA splicing. Gene Ontology annotation, molecular function: metal ion binding.
AUGUCGGCUUCUCGCCACCGAAACCCAUCGACCGCUCAUCAGUCCAUCUCCCGUCCUCUAGCAAGCGUCAUGGAAUCCACCAUCAAGUUCAAAAGGAGCAGUGGCAAGGCCAACUUGAGGAAAAGAAGGCCCGCAUUCUCAACCGCAUCGUCCAGCGACUCUGACGACAGCCCCUCAUCCCAAGACGACACCAAGCCGAGAGGAACCCGUGUCAAGCGAUUGAAAACAAACCCAAGUGCACAAGGGUCGACAACGACAUCCUCACAGGAUCUUUUCCCGACUCUCUUUGCAGCAGAUCGCACUGUUCCCAUAACAAACAAAAAUGACGCAACCAAUUCAGCAAGAGCCGUGGGGCCGGUAAAGAGGCCGACCAACGUCCGCACCACAGUGACAACGGAUUUCGCCCCAGACGUUUGCAAAGACUACAAACAAACCGGUUUCUGUGGCUUUGGAGAUAACUGCAAAUUCCUCCACAGCAGGGAAGACUACAAGCAGGGUUGGCAGCUUGAUCGUGAAUGGGAGGACGCCACCCGGGGGAAAAAGAAGGUACCCGGCACAGUAGUCGCAAGCAUCGACGGCAAAAAGGCCAAAGAGGAAGAAGAUAGCGACGAGGAAACCUCCUUGGAGAGCAUACCCUUUGCUUGCAUCAUCUGCAAGGCGUCUUACAAGGAGCCUAUCGUCACCAGGUGCGGGCAUUACUUCUGCGAGUCGUGUGCACUAAAGCGAUAUCGGAAAGACCCGACCUGUGCUGCCUGUGGUGCAGGCACGAACGGCGUCUUCAACUCAGCCAAGAGGCUUGAGAAGCUACUAGAGAAGAAGAGAGAGCGUGCUGCAAAGCGGCGGCUAGCUGGCACCGAAGCCCGCGACGAGGUCAGCGACGAGGUCAGCGACGAGAAUGAAGGCUAG